GCUGCCAAUAGCAGACAACGGGUGGUGUUGGGCUACUUUUGGGCUCGUGUUUAGGGAAGGUUGGGCUACAAACGGGUUGUCAUUUCUGGCCACGUCCCUCGAGGCCGCCGGUGGUUUGUUGUUUUCGGUUCCUCAACCACGACCCCCUCCCCAAAAAAAAGGGGUUGCAAUCGGUUAGACUCCUGGGGGGUUGGGUGGGUGUGUGUGUGAGAGAGAGAGAGAGACAUACACACAAACAAGUGAGUGUGUGAUCUGAGGGGGAGAGAGAGGAAUUCGGGAAGAUGGCGGCACCGGCGGCGGGAGGUGGAGGCAAGAACAGCGAAUGGGGAGCUUUCGAGGAGAACCUGAUGCAGGGCAGCAGCUCAGCAGUGAUAGACAUGGAGAAUAUGGACGACACAUCUGGUUCAAGUUUCGAGGACAUGGGAGAGAUGCACCAGCAAAUGAAGGAAGAAGAGGAGGCUGGCGAGGAGCCAGUGCCUACAGAGGAAGAUGAUGGAGAAUUUCUGGGCGUGAAGGGGUUAAAGGGACAGCUGGGCCGGGAGGUGGCGGAUCAGGUCUGGCAGGCAGGCAAAAGGCAAGCAUCGAAGGCUUUCAAUCUGUAUGCCAACAUUGACAUUCUCAGACCCUACUUUGAUGUUGAGCCCAUCCAGGUUAGGAACAGGUUGGUGGAGUCAUUGAUUCCAGUUCGAAUGAUCAAUUUCCCUCAGAAAGUGGCAGGCGAGCUGUAUGGUCCCCUGAUGUUGGUCUUCACUCUUGUGGCUAUUCUUUUGCAUGGGAUGAAAACAUCUGGGACAGUAAUUAGAGAGGGCACCUUGAUGGGUACUGCAAUCGGGACCUGCUUUGGCUACUGGCUGGGUGUCUCAUCCUUCAUUUAUUUCCUGGGUUAUCUGUGCAAUGCUCAAAUCACAAUGCUGCAGAUGCUAUCACUACUGGGUUAUGGCCUGUUCGGACCCUGCAUUGUACUGAUGGUAACAUACAAUGUUCAUCUCCAUUCCCUUUUCUACCUAUUGUGGCUGAUCAUUGGGGGACUUGCCACCGUUCGAAUGGUUGCAGUGAUGCUUUCCCGAACUGUUGGACAAACCCAGCGGCUUAUUGUAUGUGGGAUCCUUGCCACCCUGCACAUGGCUUUCCUGCUUUACUUGCACUUUGCUUAUCACAGGAUCGUGGAAGGUAUCCUGGACACCUUAGAGGGACCCAAUGCAGGGCCAGUGAGAUUCCCCCGGGACGUGCCAGAGUUUUCAGCAGCUGUGGUGAAUACCACCAUCCGAUCGAUUGGAGCGAGCCUGCAGAUACGUUAGCUCUGAAUCCUCUUUCUCUGUGUGACACGGAAAUGCUCUUUACACUUUACCAGAACGAGUGCCGGAGUGGGAAGGAGGAGUGAGGGAAGGAACACACGUUCUGCAGUGUUUGUAGAUAAUAGAAAACUCUUUCAUUGUGGCGGGGUGAGAAGGGAAAGGAUCCCUUUUCAGUGGAAUCUGUAUAUAGCCAAUCUUUAUUUUUAAAGAGUGUGUAAAAUCUACUUAUUUAUUUGUUUUCUCUCGUUACUUGCUUGGUUUCCUCGGUGCGUGAAGCAUUCUCUAAUUUGCAUCCCUGCCUCCUUCACACACACAGAUCAGUUUGUUUCAUUGAAAGAAUGAAUCCAGUAAGCAGGUGAUGAAGAGGCAGACACUUAUAACUUUUCAAUACAUUGGAUCUAAAUGCCAAUACAGCGCCAUGCUUUACUACUAGAUUUUAUGGCUGUGGUUUUAUAAAAUUAUAGAAUAAAACAACACAACUGCCUAUUCAGCUCAUCAAGUCAGGGUGGUGAUUUCUCUCCACACUAAAAAUCUCGUCUAAUUCCACUCUCCUGCUCACUCCCCAUAACCUUUGAUAUUCCUCCUCUUCAAGCAUCUAUCUUAUUCCCUUUUUAAAAUAAUCACUGGACUGUUCUCAACAAAAAUUUGAACUCGAGAUUUCCACAAUUCAACCACCCUCUCUAUAGGAUUUCUUUUCUCCCCUUUCAUUUGUUUUUGUAUGUAUUUUAUUGACUCGCUGACCAGUGGAAGUAAUAAUCUAAUACUAUGUAAUUAUUUGUAAAUCUCUCCUGUUGUUCUCUCAUUCGCUUAGGUUGGCUCUUCACCCCUUCCCCAAGACUGAGUAUUUUAAUCCAGAUUAUACACACAAGAGAGGUUUGGAUGAAGGCCCAUUGGCUCAUUGUUCGAAAGCAAGUUUCUCUAAAUCACCUGCAGUGAUUUUACAAUCCACUAGCAUGCUUAUGUUCCCAUUGCUUGUACAGGUAUAGUACUAGAACAUUCAGUACUCUUAGACUGGCACCAUCAUUAGAAAGAUAUUGAGGGGCAGAGAACAUUGCCUUGAAACAAAUCAAAAUGUGCCCUUUUUUUAAAAAAAGUUUUGUCUUCAAAGACUCAUGUAUAUGAAUAAUGAUCAAUAAUAAUCCUUGCAUUUGAUAAUAUUCAAUGUAAAAGCAGUCUAUCAUUUGUACAGAAUGAAUCGGGAUGGGUGGGGGAGUCCUUGGGCAAAAAAAUCAUUAACAAAAUGACCUCUUUAGUGACGUUUAAUGGAUGGAGAAUAGAAAUCUAGAUGGUGUCGUUUUAGGUUAUCAUAGUUCAGAUGGACAAUGCUACAACUCUUUAUUUGUCUUUUAAAGCAGGUGGGUUGGUAGCCUUUUAUUUUAAGAUGGAAUUAGAUGCGGGAAAAUGUAAUAUUCUGUUUAAAUCUACCUAUCAAAUAAAAUUAAAUUAGCCAAG
This is a messenger RNA of Callorhinchus milii (elephant shark), 2747 nucleotides long. It is a transcript of the gene yipf3, whose product is annotated as Yip1 domain family, member 3. Lineage: Eukaryota; Metazoa; Chordata; Chondrichthyes; Chimaeriformes; Callorhinchidae. The transcript has 9 exons. Gene Ontology annotation, cellular component: Golgi apparatus. The coding region runs from base 282 to 1298 and encodes 338 amino acids. The record is from RefSeq and is a predicted model, not a curated record.